This is a messenger RNA of Mytilus californianus (California mussel), 1745 nucleotides long. RefSeq lists its product as uncharacterized. NCBI's taxonomy places the organism in Eukaryota, Metazoa, Mollusca, Bivalvia, Mytilida, Mytilidae. The coding region runs from base 1 to 1314 and encodes 437 amino acids. Gene Ontology annotation, cellular component: membrane. The transcript is spliced from 4 exons. The record is from RefSeq and is a predicted model, not a curated record.
AUGGCCUGUGGUUGCCACAAACUAUAUGUGUUCUGGCGUUUAUUCUGGGCAGUCUACCAUUUUGCAUGGAUUAUCUUAACUGGAGUUUAUAGUUAUCAAUGGGCUGGCUAUGAUCCCAGUCAACAAGUCAAAUGGUUUAUUUAUUUGACAUACUGGGCAUAUUUUGUCUUAACUCUCUCUACAAUUAUUGAUGCUAUUUGUGUUGUAUAUAUAAGUAUCAAGAGAGAUGACAUACUUCAAGAUAUAUCCCCAAUUAUGCCAUGGUAUCUGAAAGUAGAUUGGGUGUUUUUCAAUGUAUCAAAUACUAUAAGUAUAUUGAUAUCUAUAAUGUAUUGGGGACUAAUUUAUACAGGUUCAGAAGAACUGACGUCCGUGAAUAUAGAAACACAUGCUUUGAACAUAGUAUAUAUUAUAAUUAACUUUUUCAUGACUGGAAUUCCGGUGCGUUUCUAUCAUUUCCUUCAUCCUAUAGUUUUUGGUAUUAUAUACAUAGUGUUUUCUGUCAUAUACGAAGCAUCGGGAGGAACAAAUCAUCAAAACAAAACCCAUAUUUAUUCCGUCCUAGAUUGGAGCGACACGGUCCAUACAUCGAUGAUCGCACUUCUAAUUGUAUUCGUAGCCAUUCCCAUUUGUCAUUUUACAUUGUUUCUUCUCCAUCUUAUUAGACUUUUUAUGAACAAACAAUGCUGUUCAAGGCAUAAAAGAAGUUGUACAAUUGUCACUCCUGAACAUAAAUCAUUCGGUUUAGACAAUAACAUGGAACUAAACCACAAUAAUGAGGUCAAAGUAAAUGUUUAUACAAACGGGGAAGGCAACAAUACGGAACAUUUGACUUCGAAUAAUCAGUCCCAAACUCUUGUUGAUUCAAAUUAUCAGACUAUGAUAGAUGAUUCUUUAAAAACGGAUAUAGUUUCUAUGAGAACGUGGGAUGAAGAAUCCUUUGACACCUUUGACACAGAGGAUGAAACUGAAAAUGAAGAGGAAGAUGAAACAGAUAAGGGAGGUGGAACAGAUGAGACACGUGAUACCAAAAUUAAUUGUGAAAUUCCCAAAAAAGAGACGAUCAUUGAAACUGAGGAUUUGCUUGAAAGAGAAACUUGUGAUGACAUACUUCACAUAAGAGAAACUUGUGAUGACGUACUUCACAUAAGAGAAAAUUGUAAUGUCGUUCCUCACAUAAGAGAAACUUGUGAUGACGUACUUUGUAUAAAAGAAACUUCUAAUGACAAACUUCCCAUAAUUGAUAACAAAAAAGGUGGAGAAGAAAUUGUUGACGAAGAAAAUAACAUAAGAACGGAUGUACAUAUUUGCUGAAUUAUUUUUAUAAUUAAAUUGUCUAUUGUGGUUUAUAUUAAGUGUUUACUUCUUCUGGAAAAUUAGUUUAUACGUUGCAAUUUAUGAGGCAUAUAAUUACAACGAAAUAAAAAGAACAUAAUAUUAUCCUCGUAUUAUGGGUUUUCGUGCGAUUAAGAAUGCAUUGUGACGUCACAAUUUUCAUUGAAAAACCUUGCAUAGUACGAAUUCAUAUGACGUACGAAAACAUAUGAUCUGACCAUUAUUGACACAUAUGACAACAACAACAGAUCAUAUAACAAGUUUUGCAGCAUAAAAUUGGAAUAUGACAAUUCAUUUUUUCAGGAAGAAGAUAUAGAUAUAAAAAAGGAAGACGUUUUGUCUUAAUGUUUACUGUAAUGGCAAUCUUUUACUCUCCAUUUGUUAGUUGGUUAAGAAAAUUUUAUAUUCGA